AUGAAAAAUUUAGGAAGAGCCAUGUGGGAAGAACUCGUGUACAAUGAAAUGCGCGAGGGGGAGAGGAAGUGUCUGCAGGAUAUUAUGUUAAACGACAUAUGGGGGGAUGCAGAAUCAAGUGAAGAUCAUGUGAGUAAUAGGGGGGAAGUAAACCCAAGCGACUUCAUCUUCACAAACACACACAAUAACAUUUUUGAAAAUUAUUCAGAUCAUGAUACGUAUAACGAAGUUAUAGAUUUGCUACGUAGGACAGAUGUAGCAGACAAUGUGGAAAGUAAACUUGAGGAGAACCCCAACUUCGUCAGCGGCGUGGAGGAGAUUGACAUAAAGAACUUCAUGAACUUCGACCCACUGUUUGUUAAGGUUUACCACGAGAGGGGAACAGCCCAGGGGGGAGACAGUACACGCGAAGCAACGGUAGAGGAGGAGGAAGAAGAAGGAGGCAACAAAGAGGCCUACCCUGUGGAGGGACUGGAGCAGAGGAAGGUUGGGAAGGAGAAAAACGCACGGGCUAGCGGCGAUUUUAGCGACGACGAUAUUUACACACCCAAGGCGCUGAAGAGGAAAAGGGAGGAGGGGGAGAGAGCAAAACAGAAAAUUGAAAACGAAAAAGGUAACGAAAAAGGUAGCGAAAAAGGUAGCGAAAAAGGUCACGAAAAAGGUCAUCAAAAUGGCAACCAAAAUGGCAACCAAAAUGGCAACCAAAAUGGCAACCAAAAUGAUAACAAAAAUGGCAACCAAAAUGAUAACAAAAAUGAUAACCAAAUCGGUAACAAAAAUGAUAACCAAAUCGGUAACCAAAAUGACAACCAAAUUGGUAACCAGAACGGUCUGCGAAAAGGCUCCCGAGGGGAUGCGAACGAGAAAAGCUCCACUGUAUCGGUGAGGAAAAUAAAGCCAAAGAGGAAGACCCAGGUGCCUGUCAGCAAACGUGGUAUCAGCUCCCUCCCAUCAGUGAGGAAAAGCACGUGGAAGGGAAAGAAGAGCAACACAGGUACAACCGACAGGGAGAAGAAAAUAGAGGAUCUCUAUUCGCCCAUAAAAACAAAACGCAAGGAAGCCUUUUCCAAUGCAUUCGAUAUCCUGAUUAAACGAAAAAACGAAAAGAACGAAGAAGCCAUUAAAGCUUAUAACGAUAUCAAUUCAAGAAGAAGAUCAAGCAGAAACCGAUCGAAGAGUGGAGAGAGUGAUAGUAGUGAAGAGUGCCCCACAAAGGAUUACCGACUAGGAUGCCGUCUAGACCGGACAAAUGACAGGAAGGAUGAAAAGAGGAAGAAUCAUAAAAAAAAUGGAGAUGACUUGAAAGAUGGAUGUGAAGAUAUUCCAGAGAAAUAUCAACACUUGAUCGACCAAGGUUUAGAAAUCAACGUUUUACGUUAUGCCUUAAGCAUGAAGAUGAGUUCGAACGAACAUGUUAAAGAGUCGGACAUUAUCGGACUGUAUGAUAUUAAGAAAAUUAUAAAGGAUAAAAUUGUGAAUGCUAUUUUGAGACCAGAUUUAUUUACAGGGUUAAAUAGAGCUGCAAAAGGGAUACUACUAUUUGGUCCCCCAGGAACAGGCAAAACGAUGAUUGCAAAGUGGGUGGCCUCUCAUUGUAGAUGUUCGUUUUACAACGUAAGCACAUCUUCCCUGUUUAGCAAAUACAUUGGAGAGACGGAAAAAAUCAUAACUUGUCUGUUCAAGUGUGCAGAGGUCGAUAAUCCAUCUAUCCUCUUUUUCGACGAAAUAGAUUCCAUCCUAGGUAUGCGUAAAAAAGACGAAGACGACACAACCAUAAGGAUUAAAAACCAGUUACUACAAAUGAUUGAUGGUAUUAAUACGAAGAAGGACGCUGUCAUUGUUAUUAUCGGGGCAACCAAUCGGCCUGAUAUGAUAGAUGAUGCUGCAUUGAGAAGGUUCAACAAGAGAGUCUAUAUCCCCCUUCCAGAUUUACAAGCAAGGAAAGAACAAAUACGUUACAUAAUAACGAAGCACACACACUCCGGGUUCCAAAUGAGUGAAGAAGAGUUGGACUCCAUAUCACACAAAUUACAUAACUGGAACGGAAGCGACAUUUACCACCUCUGCACCAAGUGUUAUGAGUACGUAUAUGAUGAUGCUGUGGAGCAGUACAACGGAAUUGAAAAUAUUCCUAAUGCGUCCAUCUUCAGGGCCAUUCGGUACGAUGAUUUUAUGAAGGCCAUGUCCCAGGUGAACACAUCCUACAAAUGCGUGUUCGAUUAUGAUGAGUGGAGUCAGAAGCACGGCGCGCUCUGA
Messenger RNA from Plasmodium knowlesi strain H, 2256 nucleotides. RefSeq names its product AAA family ATPase, putative. Gene Ontology annotation, molecular function: ATP binding; ATP hydrolysis activity. Bases 1 to 2256 code for a protein of 751 amino acids. The transcript has a single exon. The record is from RefSeq and is a predicted model, not a curated record. Lineage: Eukaryota; Apicomplexa; Aconoidasida; Haemosporida; Plasmodiidae.